AUGGCCGUUUCAACAGCUAAGCAGGCUCUCUUUUGGCAAGCUUUCAUAGGCUCCGUGUUGUCCGCUGCAUGGCUUCAGUCGUUUCAUGGAUGCCAGAACCUCGACACAGUGGCGAUGAAUCUAGCCGAGAGCUUCGUGGACAGCGUGAAGUGGUACAUGUCAUCUUUAACAAGGUCGGUCAGCUUUAUCAAGUAUAUGCAGCGUGUCGCCUUGGACUACAGCCUGGACAAGGCCUACGACAUGGUCAUGUACGAGCGAGUGAUUGCGAAGACUCCUCCACCGGCCAAGCAGCAAAUACGGAAAGCAACCGACAGCAUGUUCAAGAAGAUCAACGUCAAAACGGUUACGAAGGGGCUCAAGGUGGCGCUCAAAGUGUUGGAAUUCAUUCCAGAAGCUGCACCGUUCGAAGAGGCCGCAGCAACGGCUGUUGACAUUGGUGGUGCUAUCGUGACUGCUGGCCUGGCCCUUUACAAAAUGACAUGCGAAAUGGUGACCAGUGUCGGAGGCUUAGACCCCACAGUCGAAGACGAGGAGGGCCUUCUCUACCAAAAAGCCGGCCCCGCCGAGAGGGUUGCGUACCAAAAGGACAACAUUAGGGCAUCUUGGUUCAUAUUUCAAGAUGAUUUGGUCGCAGGAAUCAAGACUCAGAUGCAGAAUGUGGUGGCUUCGGCUGCGAAGCGCGAUCUGAUGGCACAAGGUCUCGUCGACCUUGAGGGCUUGUUUGACCCCGACCCGGAACGUCAAAAGGGGCAAACUGCGGCCAUGGAUGCAAAGACCGGCUGGGCGCUGGAGGAGGGAAAGGUGACGCGCACGAAUUCUGUCGCAUUCCAGUUCGCCGACAACUAUGUCAGGUACCAUGCCUACACGGCAUUGUUGCCUGCAGCUUACCGAGUCUGUGUGGAGAAUGACUAUAUAUGCAAGCGGUCUCCAAUGAUGAGGCAGCGUAUCCACGACGACUCGUUCGAUUGCUGCAUGUCAAGAAAAGUGGAAAGCAUAAAAAACGCAUUCUCUCGCGGACCCUUUCAUCCGGUACAUUGCCAUAGUUGCACUCCAACAUCUUGCUUGAGAGAGCAAGCAUUGGCCGCUGGUGGUGGCUUGCUUUGGGAUGCGAACGAAACAUUUCAACAGAAGGAUAAUCCAUGCCCCAAGGAAUUUAAGGGUUAUCCUUGGCGCUUGAAUGGUGGAAGCUGCAGCUUGUACGUUUACAACAGACCGAAUCGUGGUCAUCCCAAGACAAAAAAACAAAAGACGGAAUUUUGCAAAAUCCUGGAGGACUGGUCGGUGAAGAGAUCUUCGGAGGUGCAACCCCGAUCUCUUUCGGGAUGGCUUUGUGGAUUCGAGUCUGAGGCGGACAUGGAGAAGAGUUUUCAGGCGAACGAGGCUCUUCAGUCCGACCUGGACAAGCUGGUCAGCUGGUUCACCGGCUCCGAGUUGAGCAAGACUGACGGGUACGCCACCUUCGGCGACAUGCUGAAAGAGCAGGUCGUUGGGCCAGUCCGCAAGCCUUUCGUGGUGGCAGGAGGCUUCAGCUUGGAGAUUCUUAGGCUGCCGAACGCUAAGUACGUUAACAGUCCGGCAGGCAGAUCCUACAUCUACUCUCAGAACGUACACACGCAAGGAUGCCAGCUGCAGAAGUCCUUCAACGCAUGCCAGAAACCACGCCGGUUCCAAGGUGGCGAACGUGACGGACACUGCGGGCAUGAGCUUAUGAUUGAUGAGGGCUGCUUCAAAGGCGAGGCUGAAGGCCCUCUCAUUCCUGUUCCGGCUUGUUCCAAAGCAUACUGCAAACAUACCUGCAACACCAAAAACCAUCCCUGCGAAAGCAACGGCCACGGUGUUGUGUCGGAAGACAAGAAGGACAAAAAACGCUGCGAUUGCUCUGGCUGCCAGGCGUGCCCCAAGUGUCAGCAAGUCGUCUUCGGCCCAAACGAACCCCCAAAAGAAGGCGUUUGCAAAGACCUCGAAAAAGGGCUGACAUGCCCGGAGUUGGUGACAAGCAAGAACUGGCUCAACCAAGAUACGGACAAGUACAUAUUCCAUGUGCACACGGAGUCAGAGCACGGGCAGACCCGGCGGGCUUGUGCCAUCAAGAAGAGUGGCCCUGGCGACGGUCCAGGUUGGAACAUUAACUUAGCUAUCUUGUGCUGUCCACGAACACUUUGA
Molecule: messenger RNA, 2163 nt
Organism: Symbiodinium sp. CCMP2592
Lineage: Eukaryota; Dinophyceae; Suessiales; Symbiodiniaceae
Source: the annotation of a GenBank genome assembly